AUGGCAGAAUCACCAGAAAGUCAGAUCUCGGAUCCUAUAUUUGACAGGUUCGAAGAAGGGUCGGAUGUCCUUUCGAGUAGAGACACAAUUGCAACGCCAGAUUCUGAAAUCUCCCCUCCCGAAAGUCCUUUGGAAAAGCACGCUAUCCUUGAUCUUCGAACAAAAUCUCGUCUGUUGGCUGCGUCCUUGUCGCUCGAAGAGCAGGUCUCUCUACUAGUGGCUGCAGAUUUCUGGAGAUCAAAAUCAAUUCCCUCCAAAGGCAUACCAGCAUUCAAGACAUCCGAUGGUCCAAAUGGUGCUCGUGGAGCCAUUUUCAAGGCUGGAACAAAGGCCGCAUUGUUUCCAUGCGGUAUAUCACUAGCGGCAACAUGGAACACCGAUCUUAUUCAUGAAGUCGGACAACACCUCGCAGAUGAAACGAAAGCUCGAUCGGCUCAGGUUUUACUGGCACCGACAGUUUGUUUACAUCGCGGUCCAUUAGGUGGAAGAAAUUUUGAAUCUUUCUCGGAAGAUCCUUACCUGACGGGAAAACUCGCUAUCGCUUACAUCAAGGGGUUGCAGGAGAAGGGUAUUGCAGCAACAAUAAAACAUUUCGUUGCCAAUGAACAAGAGACAUUCAGAUUAACCAUUGAUUCUGUUGUACAAGAAAGGCCUCUGCGAGAAUUGUAUCUACGACCUUUCGAGAUGGCCAUUCGGGAAGCUAAUCCUUGGGCUGUCAUGUCCUCCUAUAAUUUAAUCAAUGGCGUUCAUGCAGAUUGUAAUUUCCACACGCUGAAGGAAAUAUUAAGGGAAGAGUGGAACUACGAUGGUUUGGUCAUGUCCGAUUGGGGUGGAACGAACUCAAUCGCUGAAUCCAUCGAAGCAGGUUGCGACAUAGAAAUGCCAGUCUCAACAAAAUGGCGUGGGGAAAAGGCGAUCGAAGCAAUCAAAAAUGGUGAACUAAGCCGAGAAGCCGUUGAGAAAGCCGCCGCAAACGUACUGUAUCUUGUUGAACGGACAAAAGGAUCAGACAUGACACCCGAAGCUCCUGAAGCUGAGGACAAUAGAGAAGAAACCAGAAGUUUGAUUCGUCAGGCUGGGGUAGAAGGAUUAACCCUACUGAAAAACGAGAAUAAUAUCCUACCAAUCAAAUCCUCUCAAACGAAAGUUGCAGUCAUAGGACCAAAUGCCAAUCGCGCGAUUGCAGGAGGUGGAGGUAGUGCUAGUUUGAAUCCUUACUACAAUACUAUACCCCUUGAUAGCAUCAAAGCAAUUCCUGGAAUAGAUGUCACUUACGCCUUAGGGUGUCACACCUACAAAUGGCUUCCUCUAGCAGCAGACUACUGUACCACUUCCACUGGCGCCCAAGGCGUAACUCUCGAAUUUCAUAUUGGCGAUAAAUUUGAAGGAACUCCUCGAAUAAUUCAACACCGCACCAACACAGAUCUUUUCCUUUGGGAUUCGGUUCCAGAAGAGGUAAAUCCCAUUUGGUCCGUUCGAGCAAAAACCAUCCUGACGCCUACCACCACCGGCUUACAUACCCUCUCCUUCUCAAGUGUUGGUCCUGGACGACUUCUUGUAAAUGGAGAUGUCAAAGUCGAUUUGUGGAAUUGGACGGAUUUGGGUGAAGCUAUGUUUUCAGGGUCAAAGGAUAUUCUCUUUGAUAUCUUUCUCGAAGCCAAUGUCCCAGUACAAUUGGUCGCUGAAACAACAAAUGAAAUUCGACCGCUGUCCAAACAAGCACAAGUCAAUCAAACCCAUGCAACAGGGGGCUGCCGCAUUGGUUACAAAGAAGCGGAUGCUGAGAAUUAUUUGCAAAAAGCUAUUGAUGCGUCAAAGUCUUCUGAUGUAGCCAUUGUAAUCGUAGGAUUGGAUGCAGAGUGGGAAAGUGAGGGUUAUGAUCGUCAAACUAUGGAUUUGCCCAGUGAUGGAAGUCAGGAUCGAUUAAUUGACGCAAUUGUGGAGGCGAACCCAAAUACAAUUGUGGUCAAUCAAUCCGGAAGCCCUGUGACGAUGCCUUGGGCAAAGAAGGUUCCAGCCAUUUUACAAGCGUGGUAUCAGGGACAAGAAGCUGGUAAUGCAUUGGCUGAUGUCCUUUUCGGAUUCGAAAAUCCCAGUGGAAAACUACCUACAACCUUCCCAGUCCGCCUUUCAGAUAACCCAACCUACCACACCUGGCCUGGCGAAAACCUCCGUUCUCUUUAUGGCGAAGGUCUCUACAUCGGUUAUCGACAUUAUGACCAUCUAUCUCUUCCCCCUCUUUUCCCCUUCGGUCACGGUCUCUCUUACACUACAUUUUCUUACUCCGCUCCUACGCUCUCCUCCCAAACACUCUCUUCCUCGAAUCAAGAUAAAAUCAUCCUAAGUCUCAACAUUAAAAACACGGGAUCGAGGAAAGGAAAGGAAAUAGUGCAACUGUAUAUCCAUGAUGUGAAGAGCAGCUUAGUUCGACCGGAAAAAGAACUGAAGGGGUUCGCGAAGGUAGAGCUUGAAGCUGGAGAAGAAAAAAUCGUCGAUAUUGUGAUUGAUAAAUACGCAGUAGGAUACUGGGAUGAAUCGUUGAGAAAUGGGAAAGGGCUGUGGAUUGCGGAGGAGGGCGAGUUUGAGGCUUGGGUUGGCGCUAGUGCGGAAGAUAUCAGACAAAAAACUUCAUUCGAAGUCAAGAAGUCUUUUACUUGGAUUUUUUAA
Botrytis byssoidea is the source of this 2667-nucleotide messenger RNA. RefSeq lists its product as uncharacterized. Gene Ontology annotation, molecular function: beta-glucosidase activity. The transcript is spliced from 8 exons. NCBI's taxonomy places the organism in Eukaryota, Fungi, Ascomycota, Leotiomycetes, Helotiales, Sclerotiniaceae. The coding region runs from base 1 to 2667 and encodes 888 amino acids. The record is from RefSeq and is a predicted model, not a curated record. Gene Ontology annotation, biological process: glucan catabolic process.